Molecule: messenger RNA, 1467 nt
Organism: Cylicocyclus nassatus
Lineage: Eukaryota; Metazoa; Nematoda; Chromadorea; Rhabditida; Strongylidae
Source: the annotation of a GenBank genome assembly
AUGCAGUUGUUGAACAGUUCUCUGCGUAUUACGAACGGACAUCGAAAACGGAUAGUUGUUUCAGAGAAACUGAUUGGCAAUAAAUGUUUGUUUGACGAGGAAUGUUACGGUAUGAAUACAGUUUGUCGAAAUGGUCGUUGCACAUGCCCUACAAAUUUCGAGGAGUUUGACAUCGACGAAAGGACAACAAUAUGCCGUCUUGCACCAUCAAAAAUCGGAGACACCUGUCAGCGUGAUUGUAAGCCACCGCUUCUGUGCCGUGAUGGUCGAUGCGAAUGCUGGGGAGGAAGUAUUGUCGACGGGGAAUGCGUAGUGCCUUGUCCCGCAGGGCAACAGCUUUACGGCGUCGAAUGCACGAGAGUAGCCCACUACAGUCAAGUUUGCGAGAAAGACAGUCAGUGUGUGGAUCCCUUCAAUGCGUGCGUCGCUGGGACCUGUCAAUGUGCACCAGGAACCACGAGAGAUGUGAUGAGAGGAUUUUGCUAUGCAGUAUGUCCUGACGGAAUGCAUCCUCGUCAAACAUGCCGUCGCUUGUUCGUCAACGACGUCGACAUGCUCGAGAACGCUGCCAAUACCGACAGCUGUCCGCUCGGAUACAGAUGCGUCACAUAUGGUAGCCCCUACGUGGGCCACUGCUGUCGACUUCGUUGCCCAUAUGGGGAACCCGACCUUAGUCAAUCUUGCGACGCAGGAUCAUCACCGGAGUCAAAAUGUCGUCCUCUCACCCAUUUCUGUUAUUCAAUCACCGAGCCAGGGUGGAAAUCGUCUCUCUGCUGUCCACGUCCAUGUCGCGACCCUACCCCGCUCUACAUCAAUGGACAGUGUUUAUCGAUAGCACAUAGAGACGAUCCUUGCCAAAUUGACCAACAGUGCGAAGGGGGUAUUUCCAUGUCGUGCACACUUGGCACAUGCCAGUGCAAAUUGGGCUUCCAUCCGUACAACGAUGACCGGUUUCCUACCUGUGAGAAAAGUUGCAACCAGUUGGAUGAGAUUCCUUCUUCGGACCGGUGUCUGCAGAAAGCACAGCUCGGUCAGCGAUGUUUGUCGAAGAAGCAGUGCCCCGGAUUCUCCGAUUGCAGAUUCGGAACCUGCCAGUGCUUGUGUGGAUACAAGCAAGUUCGGGAUAACAUCCUAGGUACAAGAUGCACAAAUCCAGACGACCCCCUCAGUUUGAAUACGAUACUCACGGGCGUCGAGCAGCUUUUCGGCAAUAAAAGGACUAAUCGACACUAGCGGUCCUUAAAAAUACGAACAUCAUUUCUCAUCGUUGUAAUCUCAUUUCCGAGUACUAAUUGGCUAGAGCCCAAUUUUCUUGUUUCAAGCCUCCUCAACGAAAUGUCUCUUCGAACGAUCGCUGCAUUUCGACCGUCGGGUUGUCAGUAUAUAUCUGAAUGUCUUGUGCUAUUCUAGGUGAGUGAGCUGUGAUAGCUAAGACAACGUGUUUGAUUGGUUUUACACAUGUAAAUA